CGGGAGGCCCACUUCGUCAUGGAUGCUCCGCUCUCCAAAGCUGCGCUGGCUGCCUUUGUGCUUAACUAUACCAGCGGCAGUUUGGACAGGACAAUGCUCUCGGGGGGCUCAGAGAGAGCGUCAAGGUGUGAGGAGGGCCAGGUGUGCAUUCGGGAGCUGACGUCUAGAGACUACGUAGAGGUCACGCAGGAGCCAGGAAAGAUGGUGGUGGUACUCCACUACAGCAGGAAUUGUGCUGCCUGUACCACAGUUGGCCAUGUUUUAAUGGCUGUGGCACAGGUGGCCAGGCACCUGCCCAACAUCACUUUCGCCAGGAUUAAUGUUGCCACCAACACGCUUCCCUGGAACCUGCACUUUGAUGCGCUCCCAACCAUCAUAGUUCACCCGCAUGUCCACAAAAGCGAGAGCAGGAUUUUUGACCUGAGUCAGCAGCUGACCCCUGCAAAUCUGAUGUCAUUCCUAGUAAGCAGCCUUGGCCCUGGUCACCGCCUGGCUCUGGCACUCUCAGUGUGCCGAGACCAGUGCCAGGAGCAGGUCUUGCGUGCAGCCAGGCUGGCCACCACACAGCUCCACCACUCCCUCACGUCCAACACUACCAGGCUCCUGCAGGUGUCGGAGAGGAUAACAAGCCUCACCAAGGGAGCAGUAGGGUCUAAGGGAAAGGAGUCCCUUCACGAGGAUGCCCAUUAUCGUGUACUGAUGCAGGCAAAAAAACUAAUUGUCAGGGACAUCAAGUGGCAGAGAAUGAAACUCACAUACCUCAGAGAAAUUCAGAGGCUGUUCUCUGUGGGAUUAGAGGAGGGGAAAGAGGGGGAGGAUGAGGGGGAGCGUUUGCUGCCAAUUGAGGGAGACCCAAAGUAUCAGGGGGACUUGUUGAGGACUCUGAACUCCCUCAUGAGGAAGGGUUCCUCCGUGCCGAAGGACAUAACCAGCCUCUCUGGCCAAGAGCCCUCUCACGAGCCUCCCCACGAUGAACUCUAGCCCCACAAGUGGCCUGGGGGUGUGUGCAUGGGAGGAAGCCACCUGUUUUACGUCUGCUGUGAUAUACACAUUACUAUAAUAGAUAAUGGACAUAGACAUGCAUACAUAUAUAUAUAAAUAUAUAUUUGUAUAAAGAGAUUGAUAAAAAUAAUUUGAUAUGUAAAUAUUGCUCUUACCACAACUCUGUCUCUUCCUAAAGUUUAUUAUGAAGUGAGGUUUGGUUUUUGUCUUAGGAAUCAUAUCUUUUUUUCUGCUUCAUCUUUUUUAUGGCUCUAAAACACUUGCAAAAUCUCAGGAAAUUCUGUUGAAAAGAAAAAAUUGAACUGGAAAGAUGAAAGAAAAUUGGUUAUGCUUAGCAAAUGGUGUUGGUGAUGGGGCUUUUUCCCAAUUGGUUUUAGAAUGCAAAUUAAUAUUUUCAAAAAGAAAAAAGAAAAUUGAUACAGAAAUCAUUUCCGCAUUUCAGAAAAAUUACUGCACUUCACACAUGUCUUUGUAUUGGCCCAAAUUUUGGAGUUUCCUUUGUGUUUUAGAUUGUGAUGUGAUGAUGUGCAGAUAAUGUGGUGAUUGUGAGUGAAUGGAUUGACACCUGUAUUUAGUAAAAGGAUUAAACAAGUAAAAAAAUUAAAAAUAGCCUGCAUUAUAGUGCAGUUUACAAUGAUAAAAUAUUUUCUCUCUUCUGCUACUAUAUAUUUUUUUUAUGUUUAACUGAUAUUGACAUCAUAAUGUUUUGCCUAUAGUUGUAAAUCAUAUAGUUCUAUUAUUUUCAUCUAAUAGUUUUGGUGGUGUGUUGGUAAAAAGAGGAAAAAUAAUCCUUAUUGUAGGAUCAAUGAUAUUCAGUCUUUUAAGAUACAUAAGAAUGCAAAUGUUUAAUCGUAGUUUUGGCAAAACUGAGAUUACGUGCAUUACAAGUGUAGCUUAGAUGUCAUCAAGGUUUUCUUUUGUACUUGUUUCUUCUUCAGGUUUUGGCUUGCUCAAACGUCUUUUCUCAUUUGUACAGACAAUGGAGAGGAAGAGAGAAAAGAGAGAGAGAGAGAAGGAUUGAAUAUGUUUAUAAGUUUGUUGAAGUAUUUUUUUUUUUUUUUUUUUUUACUUUUGUGUUUUAUGGAGUAGAAAAGAGGAAAAGGAUACACCUGAAAUAUUAUGUACUUAAAUGAGAUGAGCAUUAAUUCGAUUUGGAAUAUAAGAAAUUGUAUAACAUUUUCCUUUGCUGUACUUGCCUGAUGCAGUAUUUAUUUUUGUCUUUGAGACAUAGAAUUUAAUUGACUGGAAAGAACAACAACUCCAUAAUGCAGUGCAUGAAUGGAUGAUUAAAAUAAACAUUCUGCUUUGUGUUCUUGUCAUCAACAUUGUAGAUGAUAUUAGUCAUUCCAUUUUAGCUUCAUUUACAAGAAAAUUAUAUUUAAAAUUGCUCAAAGUUAGGCAUAUUUUGGAAACAAUUCUUCGUCAUUCCAUAUUGUGAAUUGUUCUGGAGGCAUGUAUCGUGUGGUUGUGUUUUUAGUACGUACUUGGUGAAAUAAAUAGUUUUUUUUUUGUUUGUUUGUUUGAUGUUUUUGCUUUGAGGGUUAUUUUGUAAUUAAAUUAUUGUUCCUAUUGUAAUUGUUUUCUUUCUUUUUUUUUUUUUUUUACAUUUUCUCCUUGUCUCUCUCUCUCCAGUUCUCUUCUUAUCUGCCUUUUCUUUUCCUGUUUAACAUUAUGGUAAAAAAAGAUAAUAAAUUUUCUAUGAUAUUGUGCUAUCAUAAGCCUA
Penaeus vannamei (Pacific white shrimp) is the source of this 2725-nucleotide messenger RNA. Lineage: Eukaryota; Metazoa; Arthropoda; Malacostraca; Decapoda; Penaeidae. The record is from RefSeq and is a predicted model, not a curated record.